Messenger RNA from Drechmeria coniospora, 1509 nucleotides. Its product is annotated as cross-pathway control 1. Gene Ontology annotation, cellular component: transcription regulator complex. The transcript has 3 exons. The record is from RefSeq and is a predicted model, not a curated record. Gene Ontology annotation, molecular function: DNA-binding transcription factor activity, RNA polymerase II-specific; RNA polymerase II cis-regulatory region sequence-specific DNA binding. NCBI's taxonomy places the organism in Eukaryota, Fungi, Ascomycota, Sordariomycetes, Hypocreales, Ophiocordycipitaceae. Bases 1 to 1509 code for a protein of 502 amino acids. Gene Ontology annotation, biological process: positive regulation of cellular response to amino acid starvation.
AUGUACCUGGCCUUUUACUGCCCGCCCGACGAUGGAGGAAACGGUGCUCGCCGUGGACAAGUUGCGGUGAAAAAGACGGAUGGGAAGGGGACUCGAUCGCGAUCAGGGCUCCGGCGGCGUGGUGGCUGUGUGGAUAUUAAGCAUGCACCUAGCCGCCAGCACGAUGGCGUAAAGACCAACCCUUCGGUUACCCCCUCCCAAUCCGUCACAAUUAUCUCCUCAAGCAGCGAGCCAAUCUCCCCUCAACCACCCCCCAGUCCCAGUCACCUCCCGGUCGAUCUGGACUUUAGCACCGCUUUGAACAGCAUCAGCUCGAGCUCUCCGUCCUCCACCGCCAACAUUUCGGCACCAGACUUUUCAGUCUUCACCACGGAUCCCCAAUCAACAUGGCUUCCCAACUCCGCCUCAGCCUUGCCGGCACCAUCCGCGCACCAGCUCCCGAACCUGCCCGAGAGUUUGCCACAGGACUUCGUCUUGUUCGACAGUCCCCCAACACGCCCGUCCCUUAAUCGGCCUGCCACGUCGCUGCCGAGCAGUCAGCGUCGUCAUUCGUCCCACCACCGUCGCGACAAGCUUGCCUCGUCGGCGUCGGCGCAAAAGCAGCGAGUGGCCCAGCUCUUUCAGGAUUUGUCUUCGGUCAACGCCAACCGGUUUGCCCAUCUACUCUACGCCCCAUCCGCUCCGUCGUCGAGCGAGAACCCCCAUCAGCAAUCUAGCUCCCCCAGGCCCCCCGUCCCGCUCUUCAACCAAGACAUCGCCGAGAUGAUGAACGCAGCAGGUUUGUCCACGCUCCCGUCGUCGUCUCCUCGCUCAAGCCGCUCACACGCCCUCGCAGACGUGGACCUGGACGAGUUCCCCGCCUUCCACGGCGGCGUCCCCCCCGCCGUCCUCCCCGCCUUGGACUUUGGUGGCGGCAGCAUGUCCAGCUCGACGUCGAACCUGGGCACCGUCUCGCCCCAGGACCUGCUCAUGCAGGAGCCUUUCUUGUCGGCGCCCAACUCGAGCGCCUUCACGGCGCUGACGUCGCCGUCCAUCUACGACGAGUCGCCCGACUUUGACAGCGUCGACGUUUCGCCCCUCUUCGACAGCGUCGACUUUGACGGCGCCAACGACCCUUGGUACCCGCUCUUCCCUCGCGACUCGGACCUCAGCCCGGAGCCGACGCGGAGCCUCAACAACUCGCCCGCAGUCCCGUCGGACGACGUCGGCUCCGUCAUGGCGGCCGGCGAGGGGAAGAAGUCGUCGCCCUUGUCGCCCCUCGCGGGAUCCGGCCGUCACUCGUCGGUCGCCGGCGUGUCGGCGCGCAAGCGAGACAAGCCGCUGCCGCCCAUCAUCAUCGAGGACCCCAACGACAACGUGGCCAUGAAGCGAGCACGCAACACGCUGGCCGCUCGGAAGUCGCGCGAGCGCAAGGCUCAGCGACUGGAAGAGUUGGAGGACCGCAUCAUGAAGCUCGAGGCUGAACGCGAUCACUGGAAGCAGAUGGCCCUUGCGCAAUCUGACGGGUAA